CAACUCGGCUUGGCUGCUGGCAACUUGUGUUUGUUGCGUGUUUUGUUAAAAAGUUAAACCGUUUAUUGUUCCGUCCAAUUAUUUUUAAAUUGUGAAAAACUAUGUUUAAUUGUUAGUUCAAAAGACACAACACUCGCAAUGCAAUUAUACUUGGGUGUUAUCUGUCUGGCGGGCUGCCUGGGUUCAGCUCUCGGCCAGUACAACCUAAUACAGAAGGACCACUGCGUGAUUCCAAAGAUCCUGCAGGGAUCGUGGUUCUCCUGGGAAACGGGCUUGCCCACGCUGACUGUUAUCGAUGCAACCUCGAUGUCCAGUCGUGGAUACUGCAUCAACUAUAGCCGCCACAAGGGCGAUGAAUACUCGUUCGUCUUUAAGGAGCGCUCCAAGAACUGCUACCACUGCGUUCGGACCAUUAUCCGCACCCUGAAUGUGUUCGAAAAGUUCGAAGGUCCUUGUGUGGGCAUUCCAGAUGGCCAGGAGCCCACAGUCGAUUAUGUGUGUCGCGGAUUGAAUGAUGACCAGCAGCUCAUCACACUCUUUAACGAGAACUUCGUACCGAUCAAUUGCCGCUCCUCGUUGGAGGGCGUCUGGCAUUUCACUUACCAGAAUCGUUUUCGGUUUACAGGCGUGUGCGAUAAGCCUGAUGCUCGCAUUCAGUCCUGCCAAACGGCGGGCACUCAGUUUCUUAUCCAGAAUCAGAAGUUCAAUGUCACCUACCAGCAGUGCGAGGGCAUGGAAGGUACAUUCACCGGCACCGUGGAGUUCAGCUGCCUCGGCGAUUGGUUUGUUGGCAAGAAUCACUACUUUGCGGUGGCCAAUACAAAGGAGUCGCGUAAGGACGAGAAGUACCGCUGCUUCCUCAAGAAUCGUGACGACGAUCUAUAUGUGGGUGUUUCCAUUACUGCCGAGUGCAAUACGCUUAAGACACCAGAAACAUCGCCCGAGCGUCUAAAGUUGACGCCAGUCAAGGCAGAGUUCGUGGAACCGGGCUGCACGCUGCCUCAAAAUUUUAGCGGCGAGUGGGUGAAUACUGCCAACAUCGACGCCGAUGUCUCGAUCAGUGAGACGCACAUCAACGAGACCUACUAUCCUGACAAGGCCCGCUACCGCAAGACGAUCUAUGUGUGCCGCGAACGCCGUGGAAAUCGUGUCAUGAUGGCCCGCCUGACCGUCGAUGGUUGCCAGAAGGAUUAUGUGUGCUUUGAUUUUAUGCCUCGCCACCACAACAUUAUUCGUUACCGCAAGGGAUUGGCCGUGAUUAAGGACGAUUUCAGCACGGUCUGCUCGUGGGUUCAGUUCCCUAAUGCCGAGGCCUGGAAAUACGACCUGUUUUUGGCAAGGAAUCCUGUGCCAGUUCGGUGUCCCGUUGCGGGUAAAUUUAAUUUUACACAGAGAGGAGAGCAUCCCUUCAGAACAAGAAUUCUUGGUGGUGUCACCCUGAGUCCCCGUCCGGAUAUCCAUUGCAAGCAGAACAUUUCUGAUUUAUCAGUUUGCGACACCGAUCAAAAGGAACUGGCGGUGGAUGAAAACUAUUGCCUGUCCGUGGAUCACUUGGGAGUGCCUGUGGAUAUCUACAGCGAUCCCGAUUACCGCAUGAAGUGCAUAGGCUUCUGGAAGGAGAACUUGAAGUCCUACCUGAUAACCUACGACGAUCUGGAUCCGCUCUCCAAGUACCGCUGCUGGGUCUAUCAACGCGCCGACCUUAAUCGGGUCCUGAUGUCGCAGGCUGUGGGUGCCUUCUGUAAACUGGAGCAGGACGUGACCUCGUGGAAUCAUACGGAGGGCGCUGCAGUCGCCAUCGAUGCCGUGGAGUACGAAAGAGAGCGUGACGACUGUCCCAUGUACUUUGAUGACGGUCUGAACCCGUGGAAGCCAUCGGACGCCUCCAACAUCGUCUUUGAUUGGGACUUUUACCGAGCAGGAGCAGCGACACUCGAAUUGAAACUUACUGGCCUCGUGAUCGUGGCCUGUGCGUUAAUCAAAAGUUUAGUAGCUCUUUAAGAUCAAAGUAUUUUUAAUAAUUCCAUCCAACGAAAUUUACAAAUUUAUAUCCAAUGUCAAGUAACUUUUAGGAAUAACUGCGUGCCUUAAAUUACGAUUUUCGAAUUAUUAGGCAAAUUUUAAAGUUAGUGAGUAAGACCAUUUUUAUUUGUGUUUUGUAACAGCCAUUCCGUCCCAAAUGAAUCUCAAAUGUUUUGUGCAAGUAAUUAAAGCAGAUAAAUAAAUCACUUAAACUAUAAA
This is a messenger RNA of Drosophila ficusphila, 2241 nucleotides long. RefSeq lists its product as uncharacterized. The record is from RefSeq and is a predicted model, not a curated record. Lineage: Eukaryota; Metazoa; Arthropoda; Insecta; Diptera; Drosophilidae. The transcript has 4 exons. The coding region runs from base 139 to 2001 and encodes 620 amino acids.